CAUAGAACACCAAAAAAAACACUGAGGGUCUCAGAGAGAGAGAGAGAGAGCUAUAAGGAUCAAGAGAGAGAAAAAUGGAGAUGGUGCGUGUGAUUCGUGCCUUGGUUUUGGUGGCUUGUUUGUUGUUUCCAGCAUCAGUGGAAUGCAUGGUUCGACAUUACAAGUUCAAUGUGGUGCAAAAGAAAACCUCAAGAUUAUGUUCAAGCAAGCCCAUUGUCACAGUCAAUGGAAGGUACCCUGGGCCCACCAUAUAUGCUAGGGAAGAUGACACAGUGCUGAUCAAGGUGGUCAACCACGUCAAAUACAAUGUUAGCAUCCAUUGGCAUGGAAUCCGACAACUGCGGACGGGUUGGGCUGAUGGGCCGGCGUACAUAACCCAAUGUCCAAUUCAACCCGGUCAAAACUAUGUGUACAACUUCACCAUCACUGGGCAAAGGGGCACACUUUGGUGGCAUGCACACAUCCUGUGGCUCAGGGCCACAGUCCAUGGCGCCUUGGUCAUCUUACCCAAGCUUGGGGUCCCAUACCCAUUUCCUGCACCCCAAAAAGAAGUUGUUGUAAUCUUAGGUGAAUGGUGGAAAUCAGAUGUGGAAUCUGUUAUUAAUCAGGCUUUGAAAUCUGGCUCAGCCCCAAAUGUCUCUGAUGCUCACACAAUUAAUGGUCAUCCGGGCCCUCUCUCCACCUGCUCUUCACAAGGAGGGUUUAAAUUACCAGUAAGACCUGGCAAGACAUACAUGCUAAGAAUCAUCAAUGCUGCGCUCAAUGAAGAGCUCUUCUUCAAGAUUGCCAACCACAAACUAACCGUGGUUGAGGUUGAUGCUGUGUACACAAAACCCUUCAAAACUGACACCGUUCUGAUAGCCCCAGGGCAGACCACAAACGUUCUUCUAUCAACCAACCAUGGCACAGGCAAGUACUUGGUUGCGGCCUCACCUUUCAUGGACAAUCCAACCAUCCUUGUAGACAACAAAACUGCCACUGCUACUUUGCACUAUACGGGCACCCUCGAAAGCACUAGGACCACCCUCACAGCCCCACCUCCUCAAAAUGCCACAGUAGUUGCAACAAAGUUUACAAAUUCCCUCAGAAGCCUGAAUUCAGUCAAGUUUCCUGCUAGGGUUCCAUUGAAAAUUGACCACUCUCUUUUGUUCACUGUUGGCCUUGGCCUUCACACUUGUGCUUCAUGUGCCAAUGGCAACAGAGUGGUGGCAGAUAUCAAUAAUGUCACAUUUGUGAUGCCCAAAAUCUCACUUCUUCAAGCACAUUUCUUCAACAUAAGUGGAGUUUUUACCGAUGAUUUUCCCGGGAACCCUCUGAAUCCUUAUAAUUAUACUGGUCCACAGCCGACGAAUAUGCAGACCAUGAAGGGGACUAGGCUUUAUAGACUUGCUUAUAACUCUACAGUGCAGCUUGUGUUGCAAGACACUGGGAUGAUUGCCCCUGAAAACCAUCCAGUUCAUCUUCAUGGGUUUAAUUUCUUUGAGGUUGGGAGGGGAUUGGGGAAUUUCAACCCAAAGACGGAUCCAAAAAGAUUUAAUCUUAUUGACCCUGUUGAGAGGAACACAAUAGGAGUGCCAUCUGGUGGAUGGACUGCUAUUAGAUUCAGGGCUGAUAAUCCAGGAGUUUGGUUUAUGCAUUGCCAUCUUGAAGUGCACACAACAUGGGGGCUUAAGAUGGCAUUUGUGGUGGACAAUGGCAAAGGCCCAAAUGAAUCUGUUCUACCACCUCCAAGCGACCUUCCCAAGUGUUAGCUUUAAAUUGUUUGCCAACUCAAUUCUCAACUCAUAGCAAUACAAGGAACAAGAGCUAAUGGGAAGAAUUCUUUGGAGCAAAGCUAAAUGGAAAGCUGCUUCUACAUGUGAAUAAAAGGGAAUUGGGCUUCUUUAUAAGAUUAUAGCUUGCUGUGCCAUAUAUCUUUUUCUUGCAGAGAUAUAUGCCUAUGUAAAUGUGAUAUGCUACUAAUGGAAGCAACAAAGGAUUUUUGUUCUGAAAGAUGAUUUUAUUUUUAUUUUUUAUAAUACAAUAUGUUUUCACUUCAA
This is a messenger RNA of Prunus dulcis (almond), 2039 nucleotides long. RefSeq names its product laccase-4-like. Gene Ontology annotation, molecular function: copper ion binding; hydroquinone:oxygen oxidoreductase activity. The transcript has 6 exons. Gene Ontology annotation, cellular component: apoplast. Gene Ontology annotation, biological process: lignin catabolic process. The record is from RefSeq and is a predicted model, not a curated record. Bases 75 to 1751 code for a protein of 558 amino acids. NCBI's taxonomy places the organism in Eukaryota, Viridiplantae, Streptophyta, Magnoliopsida, Rosales, Rosaceae.